AUGCUCGCCAAAAUCUUGACAUUAUCCUCUUUCGUAGGUUCCGCCAUAAGUGCCAAUAACUUCCGUGUCUUUGAUAGCACGGCCUACACCAACACGUCCAUCGGCUACGGCACAUCCAACAUCAAUUGGAUCCCCAAUUACGUCUGCAGCCCACUCGUCGCCAACAACGCCAUUCCCUCCGCAGAGACAUGGCAAUCCAUCGUGCUGGAAUGGAACAUCUACCCCGGUUAUCCCCUCGUACUGGACUGCGAGAACAUCUACCUCACCUCGCCAUCCACCGCGGACCACAACCUGGAAGUCAUGAAGACGCUGCAGACCUGGGCCGCCCAAGUUCUCCCAAGUGAUCAAAUCAUUGGGUGGUACGGCCUCUCGGGAAACACGGCUGCGUCAUUGUACGGACACUACCGGAGCCUUAUUGCCAACCAUAGCGCCCACGCCUUCUUCCCUUCAGCUUACACAUUCUCGAGCAGCCUCACUACUUGGAAUGCCUCUCUCAACAGUGUUCUUGCCAAGAUCAAGGCUAUAGAUGCCUCCCUCCCUGUGUAUCCCUACACGUGGCCACAGUACCAUGGUUCUCCUUAUGCCUUUUACCCUGUUGGUUUGUGGAAGAGUCAGUUGGAUGUGUUGACCGGGAAUCAGGAUAUAAAUGGCUUUGUAAUCUGGGGUGGCAAGAAUCACCAGGUCUGCGGCGAUGCAUGCCAGGCGAGCGCGGGCAAAAAUCCCUGGUUGGAGGCGACUCGUACGUAUUUGAAGGAUUUGUAUGGUAUUUAUGGCGGCGCGUCGCAGAAGCAGGGAGGUCAACUGUUCACUGGGGUGUGA
Metarhizium brunneum ARSEF 3297 is the source of this 819-nucleotide messenger RNA. RefSeq lists its product as uncharacterized. Lineage: Eukaryota; Fungi; Ascomycota; Sordariomycetes; Hypocreales; Clavicipitaceae. The record is from RefSeq and is a predicted model, not a curated record.